Messenger RNA from Drosophila gunungcola (fruit fly), 4785 nucleotides. RefSeq names its product cGMP-specific 3',5'-cyclic phosphodiesterase. The transcript is spliced from 14 exons. Gene Ontology annotation, biological process: signal transduction. Bases 1113 to 4454 code for a protein of 1113 amino acids. Lineage: Eukaryota; Metazoa; Arthropoda; Insecta; Diptera; Drosophilidae. The record is from RefSeq and is a predicted model, not a curated record. Gene Ontology annotation, molecular function: 3',5'-cyclic-nucleotide phosphodiesterase activity; protein binding.
GCCACCGCGAACUGGAGCAGCCAAAACGAAGCGCGGGAGUUAGCACAAAAGCUCCAAAAACGCUGCAGACCCGCAAUAAAUACUCGGUGAAAUAGAGAGAGCGGAGAAAGACAGAGAGCGGGCCGAGAGAGAGGGCCGCUGAGAGAACCCAUUCGAGAGAGAGACUUUCCGAGAUAGAUUGUUAUUUGGCGACAGUCCCCGCACAGAAUUAUCUGCUCAGUGCAAAAGUUGUACUCGUGCUGCGUAGCUCGUGUGGGCAAGGCCGUUUCUCGACACGCCCACCCACCGCUCGUGCCCGUCGCCGCACCCGCGUGCCCCCUGCUACGCCCCCAGCUGGGAGCAGCAGCUGCUUUUCAGUGAAGUGCGUGCGCGGCAAUGGAAUUGCCGCCGGUUGAAAAAAUCGUCCUGUGCAAAGUUAUUUAUGUUAUGUAUAAAACAUAUACCACUUUUUGCAUAAUACGAAAACUAAAACUAAACAUUUAAGCGUCGCGUAAAUAUACUAUUUACUUUCGCGCAAUUCCCAUCCCCCUUUAUCAACAAAGCACCAGCCAGUCCUCGUUAUCAGCAAACGAAACGCGACAAAAACAAAAAAAACGUUUCAGUGCGACACAAAAAACAAAAAAGAAAAAAGAAGUAAAAACCGAAAUGAAAAGAAAAUGCAUUUGAAAGCGUGAAUGUGUGUGUUAAGCCAAAAAGCCACAGCAACUUUUUCAACAAAAAAUAAUUGGUCGCUUCAAUCAAAGGGAAAAAUCAACUAUUAACCGGCGAGUGGACGCAUUUAAAGCCAUCGAAAAAGACAAACAAGAAGGCACGCGUGCAUGAAGUGAAAUCUGGCGGCUAACCGGCCGACGAGUCUGGGCCAUCAUCAAUUACCCCCUAUCCUCGCACCUGGCCAUUAAAGUCAAGGAGCGAGUGGCGAAAGUGUGUGGAGCAACAGGUUGGCCGGGCAAAUCCCAGGACUCCAGCACUUCGGGCCCAUAAGUGGGCGGGAGUACGUGACUUACUCAGCGGACGCAGCAGGAUCCUGAGCCCGGUUAACGAGGCGACCGGAAGAGGGAGGAGCAGGAUUGGCCCGCUAUGAUUUCAUCCACGGCACAGUGAGCAGCAGCAACAUGACAGAUGUGUCAUCGCCAGGUGGCGCCGCGGCAGCUCCGGUUGAAAUAACCACCAGCAGCACUACAGCACCGCUGACCAAUGGCGCCAACAAGACGGCCACGUCGACGGCAACUGGAGCAACCCCUUCAAUCCCCUCCAGCAGCUCCGGUGGCAACCAGGCCAAGCUGGAGCAUCACCACCGGCAGAGCAAUAACAAUAGACCCACGGUAAAUCCGAGUUCCGAAUCGAAGCUGCGAUCUCCAGCCGGCGAAAGUGAAAGGCUGAUGGCACCUGCCGGCACUUCGCCAUCCCCAUCCACAUCCACAUCCAUUUCCACAUCGCCAUCCCCAGCUCAAGCCAGUAUCCAAACUCAAACGAGCCAGCAGGAGAGGCUGGGCAAGCCGAGUCCCACGACAUCUCAGCAGGAUGUCGAUGAGGUGGCCCGCCUGUUCGAGGAGAAGCCGGAGGCCUUCGAGAAAUGGCUCACGGAGAGGGCUCCUCCCGAGGCACUCAGCCGCCUGCAGGAGUUCAUCGAGAACCGCAAGCCGCACAAGCGACCCUCGGUCACCUCCGAUCUCUUCCAGCAGUGGAUGGCCGCCUCGCCCACCGUGCAGCAGAAAUCGCCGAGGAGUCUGUCGAACUCUUCGGCAUCGUCGCUUCCCGAGAGCCGGAGGCAUCUGAUGGACUUGGACGAGGGCGAGCUGUUCAUGGAGCUGAUUCGCGACGUGGCCAACGAGCUGGACAUCGAUGUGCUGUGCCACAAGAUUCUGGUCAAUGUUGGCCUGCUCACCCACGCGGAUCGCGGCUCACUCUUUUUGGCCAAGGGUACGCCCACCAACAAGUAUCUGGUGGCCAAACUUUUCGAUGUUACACAAAAGACAGCACUCAAGGACGCGGUGACUCGGGCCAGUGCCGAGGAGAUUAUCAUUCCCUUCGGAAUCGGAAUCGCAGGAAUGGUGGCGCAGACAAAGCAGAUGAUUAACAUCAAGGAGGCCUACAAGGAUGCGCGAUUCAACUGCGAAAUCGAUCUGAAGACCGGCUACAAGACGAACGCCAUCCUCUGCAUGCCCAUUUGCAAUUACGAGGGCGACAUUAUAGGCGUGGCGCAAAUUAUCAACAAGACGAAUGGCUGCAUGGAGUUCGACGAGCAUGACGUGGAAAUCUUCCGUCGCUAUCUGACCUUCUGCGGGAUUGGCAUCCAGAAUGCCCAGCUCUUCGAGAUGUCCGUCCAGGAGUACCGGCGCAACCAAAUCCUCCUCAAUCUGGCCCGCAGCAUCUUCGAGGAGCAGAACAACCUUGAGUGCCUUGUCACCAAAAUUAUGACGGAGGCCCGCGAACUCCUCAAGUGCGAACGAUGCUCGGUGUUCCUGGUGGACCUCGACUGUUGUGAGGCGAGCCAUUUGGAGAAGAUAAUUGAGAAGCCCAAUCAACCAGCCACCCGCGCCAUAAAGUCCGCCGACAGUUUCGAGGAGAAGAAAAUGCGCAACCGUUUCACUGUGCUUUUCGAACUUGGUGGGGAAUAUCAGGCUGCCAACGUUUCGAGACCUUCUAUCACCGAAUUGAGCACCUCGACGCUGGCCCAAAUCGCCCAGUUUGUGGCCACCACCGGGCAAACAGUCAACAUUUGCGAUGUCCACGAGUGGGUCAGAGAUCACAACCAGAUUCGGGCCGAGGACGAAAUCGACAGCACCCAGGCCAUCCUCUGCAUGCCAAUCAUGAAUGCCCAAAAGAAGGUCAUUGGCGUGGCCCAACUUAUCAACAAGGCUAAUGGCGUGCCCUUUACCGAAUCGGAUGCCUCCAUUUUCGAGGCCUUUGCCAUCUUCUGCGGCCUGGGCAUUCACAACACCCAGAUGUACGAGAACGCCUGCAAGCUGAUGGCCAAGCAGAAGGUGGCCCUCGAGUGCCUCAGCUACCAUGCCACCGCCAGCCAGGAUCAGACGGAGAAGCUCACCCAGGACGCGAUUGCCGAGGCGGAGUCCUACAAUCUGUACAGCUUCACCUUUACUGACUUUGAACUGGUCGAUGAUGACACUUGUCGCGCAGUGCUGCGAAUGUUUAUGCAGUGCAAUCUGGUCUCGCAGUUUCAGAUACCUUAUGAUGUCCUCUGCCGUUGGGUUUUGAGUGUCAGGAAGAACUAUCGCCCCGUUAAAUAUCACAAUUGGCGGCAUGCUCUUAACGUGGCCCAGACAAUGUUUGCCAUGCUGAAAACUGGCAAGAUGGAGCGUUUUAUGACAGACCUCGAGAUCCUGGGCCUGCUGGUGGCCUGUUUGUGCCAUGACUUGGAUCAUCGUGGCACGAACAAUGCAUUCCAGACCAAAACGGAAUCUCCGCUGGCCAUUUUGUACACUACUAGCACAAUGGAGCACCACCACUUCGAUCAGUGCGUAAUGAUCCUUAACUCUGAGGGAAAUAAUAUUUUUCAGGCCCUGUCACCCGAGGACUAUCGCUCGGUCAUGAAGACCGUGGAAAGCGCCAUCCUGUCCACCGACUUGGCCAUGUAUUUCAAGAAGCGAAAUGCUUUCCUUGAGUUGGUCGAAAAUGGAGAAUUCGAUUGGCAGGGCGAGGAGAAGAAGGAUCUGCUCUGCGGCAUGAUGAUGACUGCCUGCGAUGUGAGUGCCAUUGCCAAACCCUGGGAAGUGCAGCACAAAGUGGCCAAGUUGGUGGCCGAUGAGUUCUUUGACCAAGGAGAUCUGGAAAAGCUGCAGCUCAACACACAACCAGUGGCCAUGAUGGAUAGGGAGCGCAAGGACGAGCUGCCCAAGAUGCAGGUGGGUUUCAUCGACGUGAUCUGCCUGCCACUUUAUAGGGUGCUCUGCGACACCUUCCCCUGGAUCACUCCCCUGUAUGAGGGCACUUUGGAGAACCGUCGCAACUGGCAGGAUCUGGCCGAGAAGGUGGAGAUGGGCCUCACCUGGAUCGAUCACGAUACGAUUGACAAGCCCGUGGAGGAGUUCGCCGCCUGUGCGGAUGAGGAGAUCAAGGACAUCGAGUUCACGGUGACCACUCUCAAUUGCAAUCAGCAAUCGCAGCACGGCAGCGAGGAUAGCCACACCCCGGAGCACCAGCGAAGUGGCUCCAGAUUGAGCAUGAAGAAGACAGGAGCCCUGGGCAAGGCGGUGCGUUCCAAGCUGUCGAAGACCCUCUACAACAGCAUGGAUGGUUCGAAGCCAAAGACCUCCCUAAAACUGCUGGAGUCCCACGUCAGCGAGGAUAUGGACGACAAGAGCCCCACGAGUCCCUCGCAACCGCAGGCAUCCGGCAGCAUGGGCCGCAUGUCCGCCUCGUCCUCCACCUCGUCGGCCGGCGGUCAGAUGGCGGACAAGUCCAAAAAGCGCUCCAAACUGUGCGCGCUGUUAUGACGAAAGCCGUCCAAUUAGAAUAUGAUGACUCCCUCCAGCACGUCGGCCAGUGAGACUGACCACAAGUGCGGAGGGGGGCUGACCGAGUUCUAAUUGGAUAUUUGCGGUUCAAGAAAUUCACUUAAACUUGUUGCUCUACCUGUAUCUACUACAGUAUGACGUACUCCAUUACGAUUAAAUUUAAAUACGAUUCGAAUGAUGAAGCAAUGCUUUGCAACAUUUUAGCAUUUUAGCAAUAACAAGUUUUUUUAUGAGUUAUAGGAAAAUUCGAAAAAAAAGAUGUUUGCUUUAUGGAAAUAGUUUUCAUUUUUUCUGAAAGUCUUCUAUUUUA